Medioppia subpectinata is the source of this 1616-nucleotide messenger RNA. The record is from the annotation of a GenBank genome assembly. Lineage: Eukaryota; Metazoa; Arthropoda; Arachnida; Sarcoptiformes; Oppiidae.
GUGUGUUUGCGUUGAAUGUAUUGUUCAGUGAAAGUGUGGUUGUAUUGAGUGGACCGCGAACUCAGCCCCAAAUCUGUGGCCAAACGGCGAUUGAGUCAACUAUUGUCGGCCUAAACAGCGUUUAAAUCGGCGGCCAAUGGUCUAAACGGCGAGCGAAAGGGCGGUUGAGAUUUAUUAUUUGCCAAAAACUCGUUGUGUUUCUUAACCACUGAUUUUGACUGACGAGGAAUGGAUGAGAAUCUGGUGGCCGUUCAUAUGAUUGAGUCAUCGGAAGGCACUUAUGUGACGGCACAAGUGAUGCCCGAAGACGACACCUACGAAGACAACGGCGACGACAAUGAGAUGAUUAACGCCACCGAAGACGCGGAUGAGUUGGAGGGCAACGAAGAGUUGGACGAAGAGGAGGAGCCGCAGGACGACCAGGAGUUGGAAGAGGCGGACGGCAACGAAGACAUGAUUGACAACUCGGAAGCGGACGAUAUAAUCAUCGCUGAGGCGGUUGUGGUCACGCAAUACAGCUGUAAGUUCUGUAACCGACGCUUCGAUACCAUUGACAAAGUGAAGAAUCACUACCUCUUGAGACACAAUACGGAUCAGUCGAUUGUGAAGCGCUUCUCCGGCGGCGGACAGCAGAAGACCGACGACAACGACGACGAGCACAACGACGACUCGCCGCCAAAGACGGCGAUUAAGCGGAAGAUUAAAAGCGAACCGCAAAACAUCAGUAAAUCCAAAGCCAAUCAAUACAAUCUCAAAGUCGUGUCCAAUAUUAUCACUGACGACACGCUUCUCAAGAAGAAAAGGGGUCGUAAACCGACUGGCGUUACCCGAAAGUACCCGUGCGAUUGGCCAGGGUGCAAUUACAUCGCCAGACACUCGGUUCACUUGAAAGACCAUAAGCGCACACACACUGGCGAAAAGCCCUAUCGAUGCAAUUGGCCCGACUGUGGCCUCAGUUUCAUUCAGGGAUCAGCGCUUAAGACACAUAUGCGAACCCACACCGGAGAGAAGCCAUACCCGUGCGAAUGGCCGGGUUGUACGCUCUUCUUCAGUCAGAAAAACAACGUGAAGGUCCACAUGAGGACCCAUACGGGUGAGAAGCCGUACGUUUGCGAUUGGCCCGGAUGUGAGUGGAGAUUCGCAGUGAAGGGCAAUCUCGACGAUCAUAAGAGAGUACACGCCGGCGAAAAGUUCUUUGUCUGCGACUGGCCCGGCUGUACCCGAAGUUAUACCCAAAACUCACAUCUCAGAAAACAUCAAUUGAUUCAUAUGGAAGAAAAGCCGUUUGCAUGCGAUUGGCCCGGCUGUCAAUAUCGGUCAGUGCGCGCGUGCGAUGUCACUAACCAUAAGAUCACUCACACCGGAGAGAAGAGGUUUGUCUGCGAAUAUCCCAAUUGUGGCAAAGGUUUCGCUCGAAGUCAUCACUUGAAGAGACAUCAAUCAACCAAUCAUUCGAUUAUCAUUGAACAAGAAGCUGAAGCCGAAGCAGAAACUGAAGAGAUUCAAGACAUGGAAGAGGAAGAUGUCGAAUGAAAAUGUGUACACCAUUUCAGUCCAAUUACCUCUAAUUAUUAUAUACUUUUAAUUAAUUUAAUUAAAAUUAAACUAAACUAAAC